Messenger RNA from Erythranthe guttata (spotted monkey flower), 1742 nucleotides. RefSeq names its product Galactose oxidase/kelch repeat superfamily protein. The record is from RefSeq and is a predicted model, not a curated record. Gene Ontology annotation, molecular function: protein binding. NCBI's taxonomy places the organism in Eukaryota, Viridiplantae, Streptophyta, Magnoliopsida, Lamiales, Phrymaceae.
GACACGUGUCAAUCAUCUGUACACUAUGGCAACGACCAAACGGGCGCUCCUUUUUCUCAGUCCCCCCAAAACAUAGAUUUUCCACAGAUUGACAAUCACGAAAACCGCCAUUGAAAUUGAUUGUCUGAAGCAGCGCAGCACCACCGACCUCAUUUCCCUCUCUGUAAACACACCCUGCAUAAGCAGCUGUACAUAUAUGUAUAUAGUUCGUACGUAUCGCUUCUUCUCUACACAGUCGGUGUUAAAAUUCAUCGUUUCCUUUAAAUCAGGAUCAUAAUCACAGUUGUCCGAUCAUUCGAUUUUGUCCGAUUAACUGAUUUUGAGAGAUGGCGCCGCCGCCGUCGGAGGAGGAGGAAUUCGGAAUCCAAACCCUAACCCUAACCCUAAUCCCAGGCCUCCCGAACGAUUUAGGAGCUCUGAUCCUCGCAUUCGUUCCUUACUCUCAUCACUCCCGCCUCAAAUCGACCUGCAAAUCAUGGAAACGUUUCUUCUCAUCGAAAGCCCUAAUUUCUCUCCGGCAGAAUUACGUCAUCGCCCCAAAACUUCUAUGUAUUUUCCCCCAAGACCCCUCAGUUUUCACUCCAUAUCUAUUUGACCCCAAAAAUCUAUCGUGGUGCCCGCUCCCACCCAUGCCCUGCAACCCCCACGCCUACGGCCUAUCCAAUUUCAUCUCCGUUUCUGUGGGCCCCCACCUCUACGUCAUCGGUGGGUCCCUCUUCGACACCCGGUCGUUCCCGCUCGACCGCCCCACCCCCUCCCCUUCCGCUUACCGUUUCGAUUUCGCCACCUCAUCGUGGGAUUCACUGUCACCUAUGAUCACGCCGCGUGGCAGCUUCGCGUGCGCCGCCACGCCCGGUAAUAAGAUCGUGGUGGCCGGGGGUGGGUCCCGCCACACCAUGUUCGGGGCGGCGGGGAGUAGGAUGAGCUCGGCGGAGAUGUACGAUAUAGGUAGGGACGAGUGGCUGCCGUUGGACGGCUUGCCUAGGUUUCGAGCUGGCUGCGUUGGCUUCUUUCUCGGGAGUGAGUUUUGGGUGAUGGGAGGGUACGGUGAGUCUAGAACCGUUUCGGGUGUUUUCCCGGUGGACGAGUAUUAUAAGGAUGCGGUGGCUAUGGAGUUCAAGAAUGGUGCCAAGUGGAGAGAGCUUGGAGAUAUGUGGGAGGAAGGGGAAAGAAGGCGGCUUGGCAAAAUCGUUGUGGUUGAGGAUGUGGGCCCCGAUUCUCCUCGUAUUUUCAUGCUCGACGGGGGUGAAAUAUUCUGGUAUGAUAUGAGUUCAAAUCGGUGGGCAAAGGAGACGUGUGUGCCAAGAAAGGCAUCAGACGACGCGUCGGUAGGGUUUGUUGCAUCGGACGGAGAGCUGCAUUUGCUGACCCUCUUGAGUGAGACAGAUGGCAGAGGAUGGCGUCAGCGUAAAAGGUUGUCAACACUGUUAAUACAGAUAUACGAUCUUAGGAAGAGGGUUUGGAGGUCGGUUAUUGCAAAGCCGCCUUUUCAUCAGCCUCUCGAUUUCAAAACAGCGGUAAUGUGCACCAUUCGACUCUAGAAUUCAAUUAUUGCUUUGUGUGAAUAUGUGAUGUGUAUAGGUGUAACGCUCGCUGUUUUCCUCGAAUUUGUAGAGUUUAUGUUACCCCUUUGUGUUGAUAUAGUGUUGAUCGAUCGAAGAAUACUGUUUGUGGCAGCCUGUAUGUAUAUGUGUAUAUAUAUAUUUAAACUUCUAAUGUUACCUUUGUGAAUUGUGUGAUUA